AUGAAUAACCAAAAUGUGUACAAUCCUGCUAGAAUUGCGCGAAGAGAAAUUCGUAAAAAACUAAACAUAGAUGUAACAUAUAUCCAAGUGUUCACGCUAAAAAGGAAAUUCGUGGACCAUUCCGAGGAGAAUGAGUUAAAAUCGGAGCAAUUAAGACUCGAGCAUCACACGAAAAUAUUCGCUUCGAUGUGUCCGGAUGAAAUUCUGGAUCACUAUGACGAUUAUAAUACCAGAAUGUAUUACACUACUUUAAUGCUUGGUGACAUAUCAGGUUUUACAGAUCUCGCUGAGAAAUACACUAAAACCGGAAAAGGCGGACCUUCGAAACUGACAGAAACCUUGAACAGUUACAUCGGUGCUAUGGUACAAGAAAUACUUUCCCACAAUGGUGACGUAUUGAAAUUUUCUGGAGAUGCGUUUAUCGUGAUGUGGAAGCUCCAUGAAGGAAUGAUGAUGCGAGACUUGGCCAUAGCAGCGAUGCAAACUGCUUGCAUCAUUCAGAAACAUUUUGGGUCCUAUGAUACUGAAGUUGGAGUGACUCUUAAGGUAAAAUUAGCUAUUGCUUCUGGAAAGACAUACUUCACAUCUAUCGGAGAUCCCGAAUCCAUGUCACACUAUAUUAUCACCGGUACACCAGUGUGGGAUGUGAAAUUCGCCGAAGGCCUUUGCCGAGGAGGCGAUAUCCUAGUGGCUCCUAGUAGCUGGCAGUGGGCUAAUCCAAACGAAUAUGUCCAUGAAACGCUUCCAGAUGGUAUACACACACUUAUUAUAUCUUGCACGAGCAUGUGGUAUCAAGCUAAAGUUGACGAAUCAAUCACCAGUACAGAUGACGAAGACAACGAAUAUGAGCCGGAUUUUUAUGAUUCGAUGAUAAUUCCCAGAAUGGAUCCUGAGUCUAAGAUGGUGAUGAUGAAUAUAACUGGUACGACUUACGAGAGUGGAAAAUUUAAGCAAGUCGAUUACAGCUUACGGCCUAAAGUUAUAAAGGCAGCACAAGCUUGUUUGAAAGAAGCUUUACGAAGCUACAUGCUGAGACCAGUCAUUCGGUCUACCGAAAUGGACGAACCAUUGGAAUAUCUGACCGAAAUGAGACAGGUGGUGAUUCUCUUUAUCAAUGUAGUCACUUCCAACAUAGGCAAAAAACAAUUAAUUGCCUUAGUGAACUUUGCUUAUAAACUAGUGUGCAAGAUCGUCGAUGGGAUGCACGGAUGCGUGAACAAGACGUCCCUCUUCGACAAGGACUUAAUGUUCCUUUGUGUGUUCGGUUUACGAGGCGACAAACAUGAACUAGAAUCGCAAAUCGGUUUAAGAUGCGCGUCGAAGUUACGAUCGAAUCUCAUAGCGAUAGAAAAUGUGAAAUCUGUAACGGUAGGCGUGACAACGGGAGUGACAUACUGUGGAGUCGUAGGGCACAUUUUACGGAGAGAAUACACCGUGAUUGGAAUAUCAGUGAACAAGGCUGCGAGGCUUAUGGUGGCGUAUAGAGACAAGGUGGUCUGCGAUCGAGAAAGUUUCCUCAAUUCUCACUUAGAGGCGAGGCAUUUCAUUUUACAAGAACCAAGAUACUUAAAAGGAAUCACCAAUAUCGGACCGAUAUAUGAAUUUCAGGAACAACCAAAGUACAUUGUAUCAGACAUAGUUUUCAGUAAGUAUCCUUUACUUGGUCGAACCGAGGAACUUAAAAUUUUUAGAAGGAUGCUAAUGAGACUCUUAGAAUAUUCCAAGAAGACUAAAGAAAACCGUGGCGCACGACCAAAAUAUAAUACACUUAUCAUAAAGUACUUAUCCUUAUUAUUUCGCCAUUAUAGUGCCCCGUACAACUUGGUACAUUUAUUAUUUUCAAUGCCUCUUGGUUUCACCCGCACUUCUACGCGAAAAGAGCGCGAAGACAAACUGCUUUUACGACUGGGCAAAAUGAAGCACACGUACUACCUGUGUGUUUUUAAUCAACCCUUCAAUGUGCAUUUCUCUAUCACUCAUCGUUAUAACGCUCUCACUGAUAUGGACAAACAAAAGCUUUUAAGAAAGUUCCUAUUGAAAUUAAUGAAAGGCUGCUUCGAAGAAUUGUGGGUGGUGAUCAUCGAUGAUGCGGAAUAUGUCGAUCGGGAGUCUUUGGAAAUCUUCGAUGUCCUUACAAAAAGAGACAAAAUAUUCUUUGCACUGACUAUUGGUCGGAAAUUGAACACAGACUUUCCGUUAUAUUUAAAUUUUUUGCACAGAGCGAAGGUAAUUGAAUUGAUCGGGAUAGACAAGUGGUACCAUGCUGGCUUAGCGUGUCAGAUACUUAAUGUAAAUGGUUUACCUGCAGAAUUGGAAAAACUGAUACAAGAAAGAAGCUUCGGGAAUCCUGGCUGGAUCGAGAGUUAUUUAGUGAGUCUUCUCCAAGUCGGUGGUUUAGAGAUAGUAAAUAUAACGAAAAGGGAAGCAAAUAUAAAGGGCUAUGUGUUACCUCCUGUAUCUAUGUUGGAAAGGUUUACUCGAAAACAUAUACUUAUACAAAUCAUGAUAUCGUUGUUGGAGGAAGACAUGAUAACUCUAAAGAAACCACAUUUGAGUAUCGACAAUGAGGAAACCAUAAUCGCGAUUUGUAACAUUGCUGAGAACUUCAUAGAAAUACUAAUCCACCAGAAUAAUAUCAUAUUGAUAAAUAACAUGAAAUAUCUUGUUACGUUAGCUAUGAUAUUGAAGCUUUUCGAUUCGUUGACACCUCUUGAUCAACUUCUCUUGAAAUGUGCUUCAGUGAUCGGGGAAACGGUGAAUAGACAUAUGCUAGAAAGUUUAAUGUCCAUCACUGCUAAAAGAGAAAUCGGACUUGCUGUUACGAAACUCUUUGAAAUACGAGUCUUCGGCUGUGCAAUUGGGGACUUCUCCAAAAAUGCGGGCCCUAUAGUAUUUAUAAAAAAUAUGCGAAAUCCUAAUUCAGAGAUGGACGUAUUCUGCAAGUGCAUUGGUCUCACUAUUCCAGAUGAACUGGUAGAUUUGCCAAGAUAUGCUUCCUGCGGCUUGAUAAGAUUUAAGAUGUCAAUGUUUCGUAACACCACUUAUCAAUUGCUUACGGAAAAUCAGAAGAUAGAAUUGCACAACCAGGCAUUGAAAUAUUUGCAACACUAUACAAGACGUUGUGUUUCUUGCGGAGAGGGUCAAUUCGCAAAAUUAUUGGGGAAAACAUCAAACAAAGAAGAUAGAAAGACAAAAAUGACAGACAUCGAUGAAAUGUUUGAACUGGAUUAUAACGAUGAGGCUGUUAACAAGGAAGACAAAAAAAUAAUAGAGAAAAAGGAAUUACUUUCUUGCCUGAACCUAUUUCGACGUGUGGAAAGGAAACCGACGGUAACGUUUUCAGAUGUAGAUUUUUCUAACUGCCUGUGUGAACUGAUACUGAUGACAGUCUAUACUCAAAUACUCGACCACUGUCGUGGCAUUGGGAAUAUUGAAAAGACGCUCACUGCUCUUCUAGAAUUUGCAGAAAUUUGCUUGAUGAAUUGUAAUAUACCUCAAGCUCGAAAGCUUCUAUCAGAAAGCGAAAUUGUCCUAGUGAAGCUAUUCGAAUCGAACGAAGACGAAAUAGUUCUUUUACCCUAUCUCACUGCGAAGAUACAGACUCUUCAAGGACAAUGUUUUCUUGAAAGCGGUUCCAUUUUCGAGGCCGAAGGAUCUCUCAAAAUGGCAUUGAAAAAUUUAGGAUACAGAUUUCCAAAGCUAGAAAUGAUGAUCGACCUGAGCUCGCUCACGCAAUUGAUGAACUUAAAAAUAAAAUUGAUAUGUCCCAAGAAGACAGAGCUGCUAAACAGUCUCGAAAGAGACAAUGUGGAUUAUACUAAACAAUUAUCAGAAUGCUUGGCGCAAAUGUUCGAACUCUUCAGGUUUAAAGGGAUGAAGAAACACGCUCGCUUAGCAGCAAUGUGGGGUUUGAACGCAGCUUUGGAAUCUAACAAAGAUUUAUACAUUCUCUGUACAUCGUUCACCAACAUGCUAAUCACAGCACAUAUGUAUCAAGACAGAUAUAUAGUUCCAUAUUUGGAACAAAGAGCUAUCAAUAUUUGCAACGAAAGCAGAGAAACACUUGAAGCUCAAGAACUGAAUGUGAUCGUCCAACUUUACACAGGAAUAUUUUUUUCUCGCUGGAUAAGGGGACAGAUCUCAAAAGCUAUUCAAAUCGGUUUUAAUUGUAGUAGGAUGGCCAGUGCGAUCGGAUCCACAUUCUUGAAGCUGGUGGUACUACCACGAUUAAUUCAUUUGCUGAUGAUCUCUUGCCGACAUCCGGAAGUAGUUACUCAAUUAAGGGAAUUAGAGUUUAUAUCUCAUCAUAAUUUUGACAAAUCUGGACGUACUUGGUAUUAUGCACUUUGCGCUGACGUCCAUUUAGAUACUGGAUUAACGAUUCUCCCUUUCCAAGCUUGUGAACAGUACUUUCUUCAGGAAGGCGAACAAAUGAUCAGUUUACAUGAUCCAGAAGCAGAAAGACGAUAUUUCACGUCAAUGUGGCUAUGGUGUAUUAGAACUGAAGAAUGGGAAGCUGCGAAGGUAUGGAGCGGUAGAAACGUGGAGAGCAUUAACAUAAUGGAUGAACAUAUAGUUGCAGCAACAAUUACUGCUUUAAAAAAGCUCGAAGGCCUACUAAUUCUUUAUGUGCAUAAACUAAAUAGUCGAAAUGCUGAUGCAGCUAUUACUAUGAUGGAGAUUAAAAGCAUAUUUAAAGAUACAAAGAAAAUGAGCAAAAUUGUUGAAAUCGUAAUUCCCAGAUAUAUGUUGCUGAAAGCUUAUUAUUGGAUGAUAAAAUCGCAGAAAAGUAACGCAAUAAAGAUUUUGAAAAAAUUACAGAAAGUAUGCAAAAAAAUGGAAAACAAAAUGAUUUACGCAUGGGCACUACAUUGUGAAAAGGCUUGGUCAGGUGGAAUCUCUUCUGUACAUACAGACAAAUGGAGAGAAAUCGCGAACACUAAAAUACUAGAUAAAUGGGAUGAAAUCAAUGUUAAUAAUUCAAACAUGAUAAUCUUUACUUUUCCCUUACCAAAAUAUCUUCUUUGACAACUUUUUAUUUUUAAUUUCAAUUAAAAUGAAUGUAAUUAUACAAAAUAAAAUACAUAUUAUAAUAAAAUAUUGUCGAAAACGAAAAUUUGUGUCUACUUUUUUUUUAUUGUAAUCUGUUUAUGUACAAUCUAUCAUACAAUGAUAUUCAGCACAGACUGUAUAGUUCAGAUUUUAAAUAAAAAAUGAA
Messenger RNA from Bombus impatiens (common eastern bumble bee), 5218 nucleotides. RefSeq names its product adenylate cyclase type 10. The transcript has 28 exons. The coding region runs from base 1 to 5028 and encodes 1675 amino acids. The record is from RefSeq and is a predicted model, not a curated record. Gene Ontology annotation, biological process: intracellular signal transduction; cyclic nucleotide biosynthetic process. Gene Ontology annotation, cellular component: cytoplasm. Gene Ontology annotation, molecular function: adenylate cyclase activity. Lineage: Eukaryota; Metazoa; Arthropoda; Insecta; Hymenoptera; Apidae.